GUAUCGCAUCGCCACUCCACUCGCAAGUAUCGCGGACGCGCAAACGACCAUGCGAAAAUAUUGCAACCACAAAUCUGGAACUUUUUACACAAACGGUUAAGGAAUCUCUAACCAUAAACAACACAUCUUUCGGAAUUAAUAAUAAAAUACCCAGUCAAAAACGCAACCAUCGUUGGAAAUCAACAAUUCUUAGUCAAAAUUCUAUUCAGGAUCGGAGUCCGCGCAUACGAUAUCUUCAAAACACUGGAUUAUACCAUAUACUAAAUAGAAACUGCAAUAGAACCAGCCAGCACCACAUUUGGAAAAUCAAACAAUAGAAUCGAAUCAAUCACACAACACAAUUGUCAGCAGAGUAAAACUUGUUAGUGUUAAAACGUUUAAGCAAAACAUUUGCCAGUUUUUGUUUAAGUUUUUCUUUAUUUGCUACAUUUAAUAACGACGGUAAAUCUUUGAUAAUAUUCUCUACUAUGGUUAAGUGUUCAAGCCAAUUACGCUUUUAAUGUUAACCACUAAUUUUAAAAUAUAACAACGAAUCGAACGAACGCAGUCAAAACGGCAUAAAACUUGUACUAAAUCGGGUUACAAAGUAUCUAUGGCCACGCGUUGCAAACUGUAAAGCGUACGCAAAAUGCAGCGACAUGUCUGGAAAUGCAUUAAAAUCAAAUACAAAAUCUAUAAAUAUCUAACAAGUGAAACAAACACAACCUAAAACAAAGUAAAACAAAAAAAAAUCAACGAAAAGAAGAAAAACACAGUUUUAGAAUAUAUACAUAUAUACAAGAGAGCAAACAACUAAAAGUGCAUACUCAGUGUUCAGUGACAAACUAUGAUCAUCAAGUGAGGCGAACUGAAAACAAUUUAAAUUAUAUAAUUAACCAGUUAGAGCAAUCAACGUUUUGCCAUCAGCGACUGCGUUCGCCCACAUUCGCAAUUUACCUUUCGAACGGUUUCGGAUUGCACCCGAUUGGAUCGCCCCAAUAAAAACCACGAAACGCAGUCGUCCGAGACUUUCCAAAAUUCGUAAUAGCUAAAGGAAAUUUAAUCAAAAUUAGCCCAGAUACUACUACCUGAUUGGCAGCCUGCCUGCAAGCUUUACGUAACCCGCAGAGCCAGGGAAAGUGCAUCCGAAGCUUUUGCAGCGGCUCUGGAUCGCCGAUCGAGGCUUCAAAGCUCCACGCGGGGUAUACGCCCCAUGCGAAAUAAAACAGCAAGAAAAAACACAAAAACGCAGCUGAGGAAAGAGAACUGAGAGUGCAACUGCAUCGGCCGAUCGACGAUCGGGAAAGCCGAGCGCUCGUAACUUGUUCUCCGAGCCUUCGUGCACUUCCUGUGCCGCGCUGCUCUGAUCGACGAUCUGCAGCCACAGCCCCCAGCAACAGGCGAUCAGUUCACUGGCGAAUGCACCGCUGAUUGCAAUUACUGCAGAGCUGCAUUCCUGCUCAGAAAGAGAGAGCCACGAUCGGAUUGGAUCGGACUGGAUCGGUGUGAUCUACUGUACUCUCCGUCGAGCAUCGCACUACGCACAUUGCACACUGCACAUCUCGGUAUCUCCAUAUCUCCGCCACUCUCGAUUCUUCGGAUCGCAACGCAACGUGUCGGAAAAGCGCGAAAGUGGCAAUUAAUUUGCAACAAACACCCAUUGUAGUCGAUAAGUGCGGUCAAGUGAAUCUAUGUAUAACUAAUCUCCAGUGAAGUUCUUGAAUAGUGCAAAAACGUAACUGAAACCCAAGCUGAAAACACACAUUCGCAUUAAUUCGCAUAAAUAUAGCUUAGCACAUUUUCGGAUUAAAUAUCUACAGCACCCAUUGGAUACAUCAUCAUCGUCAUCAUCAUCACCAGCUGCAACAGCGCACCCCACUCACUUGGAUACACAGCGCCUGAGAUACUCUCCACUCGGAAGUUGCAGCAACAAUUCGCUCGAAAAUGGCGGAAGGUAAUGGCGAACUGUUAGAUGACAUUAACCAGAAAGCCGAUGACCGUGGCGAUGGCGAGCGUACAGAGGACUAUCCCAAGCUGCUGGAAUACGGUCUGGACAAGAAGGUCGCCGGCAAACUGGAUGAGAUCUACAAAACUGGCAAGUUGGCUCACGCCGAGCUGGACGAGCGCGCCCUGGAUGCGCUCAAGGAGUUUCCCGUCGAUGGUGCCUUGAAUGUGUUGGGACAGUUCCUGGAAUCGAACCUGGAGCACGUGUCAAACAAGUCCGCCUACCUAUGCGGCGUGAUGAAGACGUACCGCCAGAAGAGUCGAGCCAGCCAACAGGGCGUGGCCGCGCCCGCAACUGUCAAAGGUCCCGACGAGGACAAGAUCAAGAAAAUCCUCGAGCGCACCGGCUACACAUUAGAUGUGACGACAGGUCAGCGUAAAUACGGCGGACCGCCACCGCACUGGGAGGGAAAUGUGCCAGGCAACGGUUGCGAGGUUUUCUGCGGCAAGAUACCCAAGGACAUGUACGAGGACGAACUGAUUCCGCUCUUCGAGAACUGCGGCAUAAUCUGGGACCUACGCCUCAUGAUGGACCCGAUGACGGGCACAAAUCGUGGUUAUGCAUUUGUCACAUUCACAAAUCGCGAAGCGGCCGUCAAUGCAGUGCGACAGCUCGAUAAUCACGAAAUAAAACCCGGCAAGUGUCUAAAAAUAAAUAUAAGCGUACCGAAUCUGCGCCUUUUCGUAGGCAAUAUUCCCAAGUCAAAGGGCAAAGAUGAAAUUUUAGAGGAAUUUGGUAAACUUACAGCUGGCCUAUACGAGGUAAUCAUAUACAGUUCGCCAGAUGAUAAGAAAAAGAAUCGCGGCUUUUGCUUUCUUGAGUACGAGUCACACAAGGCGGCGUCUUUGGCCAAACGAAGACUUGGCACAGGAAGAAUUAAGGUUUGGGGAUGUGAUAUAAUAGUCGACUGGGCCGAUCCACAGGAGGAGCCGGAUGAGCAAACUAUGUCCAAGGUUAAAGUUCUUUAUGUGCGAAAUCUGACCCAGGACGUCUCAGAGGAUAAACUGAAGGAACAAUUUGAGCAAUACGGAAAAGUGGAACGCGUUAAGAAAAUUAAAGACUAUGCCUUUAUACACUUUGAGGAUCGUGAUAGCGCCGUCGAAGCUAUGCGUGGCCUUAAUGGCAAGGAGAUCGGCGCCUCGAAUAUUGAGGUCUCUCUAGCCAAACCCCCCUCGGACAAAAAGAAAAAGGAGGAGAUUCUGCGUGCUCGUGAGCGCCGCAUGAUGCAAAUGAUGCAAGCGCGUCCCGGGAUCGUGGGAUUUGAAACCUUGUCUCCAUACAGAAACCUGUCGCCGACACAUCCUAGCAUAAUGUCCUUGACGCCCAUGCGCCCAGGGGCGCGCAUGCCGCUGCGUACGCCGAUACCUCGCGAAUACGACUACUUUUACGACUUCUUCGGUUUCUCGGACUAUCGCCAAGGGUACUUUGGCAACAAUGAGUCCUACUACGAUGACAUGUACCGCUCUUUUGAUGGGGAUUACAACUACUAUGAUUACCCGAACGGUGGCGGCGGGGCCAGCGGGGGAGGAGGAGGAGGUAGUGCGUCCGGCGGUACGGUGCCUCCGCUCUCGGCCGGCGGCUCCCAGAAUUCACCGCUGGCUAGUGGACAGCGAUCGGCCAGAGGAUCGGCCAGUGGUCCCAGUGCUUCCCCGAGCCUUAUGGGAGUUGGUCGUGGGCAUGGAAUCACAGUACCGCGUGGCAGAGUCGUUGGCCAACGUGGCAGCAUCAGUCGUCUGGGGGCCCAAACAGUGCCACAGGCGGCGGCAGCGGCAGCGGCGGCGGGACAGGCGGCGGCGGCGGUAGCUCAGCGGGGGGCCACCGGUCAGGGGGCGCCGGCAGCAACCGGGGGGGUCCGUGGGGUGGUGCCAACGCGUCCCAGCGCUCGUGGCACCCAGCACGUCAAGCCGCUACAAAAUUUACCAGUAGUCGGUAAACGUAAGUUCGAUGGAGGUCACCAAAAUCCGGCAGAUGUUAAGCGACGUUACCCGAGCGGUUUAAUAGGAAAUGGCGGCAGUUGGGGCAGUUUACCGCUACCACAGCAACCUUUAGGCACCAAUGGUGAACAGUGGUACAUGGAUACGUUUUCGGCAUGGAGUUAAAACCACACAGCAACCCAAUUGAAUCAGUAAAAGCAUCAUUAACGGCAACUACAACAACAACAGCAACCACACAAGGAAGUUACAGCCAUAAAAAAAAAGAAAUAACAAUAUUCUCCGAGCGACAUCCUGGAGAAGAAUCGAAUCCUUCGCGUCAUAGUAAAAAACACAUAGCAACCGUUCUUAAGAGCAAUAAAUUUAAUUUCCAGAAACAAUAUAUAAGGCAUAAGAACCGCAAUUAGCAACAAUUGAAAAGCAUUGUUAAAGAGACUCGUUUCGAACUUAGUUCUUUAGCUAUGAACGCCGUAGAUUUCGUCCCUCAAAAUAACCAUAAAUCAAGUCAAGAAAUCAGCAAUAGCAGCAACAAAAAUAUGUCGAGUAGUAUAUGUAUUGUAUUGUAUGUAAUCACUAAAUAGCCCUUGCAGCAGAGCAUUUUAAACGAAAUCCUUUGAUUUAGCGAAACCACAAUUUAGCAGAUUCUCCCGAGACAUUUUUAAAAAGCGUCAGCCUCACCACUUAGAUAAGCCAAAGUCAAAUCGUUUUAAAAGUUCACAAGUGUAUAAGGAAAUUUGUCUCAUAGCGUUUUUAACUCGAAAUUGAAACAAUAAUUGAGCAUAUAUAGCAAAACCUAUACGAAAAUUUCAAAGUAUAAAAUAUAUUUAUCUAUAACUAUAUAGAGAGAGCAGUCUAAGCCCGUACAGAUUGAUUUUAAAUCUUAAGCAGCAUGUAGCACCCUUUUAUACAUUGAAAAAAAAGAAAAACAAUACGAAAGCAGGCAAAUUCAAAAUCAAUUCGACUCGAAGACAUUUUACUACAUUUAUAUGCGUACUGGAAAAUUGCGAACGCUGAAGCAAGAUACAUAUUUGAAAACACAUAUAGACAGACGAGAUCGAGAUCGAGAUCAGGCUCAGAGGCGCGUUUAAAAGCAAAGCUUAGUGAGGAACAUUGACUGACAAAGUAAAAAGUAAACAAAAACAACAAAUUAUUAAUUAGAUGGAAUGUGAACGAUAAGCAAAUACAAAAAUUAAAACGCAGCCAGCAUUGUUAUACAAUGCGACUGGCGACGGCAACUGGCAAGACUUUCUGCAUAAAUUUGAAAACCGACUAUUUUUUAACAACGUAAGUUUUAGGCAACUUCGAAAAUCAAUUAUCUGUCGCAAGUAAACAAAAGAUACGAUACGUAGAGCUAAGUAUUGCACACAUACAAACAAAACUACACCUAAACUCACUGAUAAUACUGAUAACUGAUAGGGCAGAUCAAAAUCGCAAAUCAACACAAUGUGACUAAUGUCUGCGAAUCGAAGCAACGAAUUAGGAUGACGGAGUAGACAAAACACACACACAUCACGAACCAGUAAAAUAACAAACCUAAAGUAAAUUGAUUAUAAAUUUUAACAACACUAACGCAUACUUAAUAUUAACACGUGAGAACUAAAAACCAUAAAAUCAAUUAGCCAACGCUCAAGUGCGAAUUAGCAGAAGACCUAAAACAGCUAGGAAUUCAAUUAAAGUCCUCUUAACUAAUAUCAAAUUCAGAUUAAACUCUUUUCCCACUUUCCUUUACUCAUCUAUAACUGGCUACGCACACAGAAAACACUAAGGAUUAACUAAAAAUAUAUCAAGCUGACUUGCAAACUUAAACUAGCUCCAUGCCUAAAAAAUUAAAGCCACACACGUGUCAAAAUACGUUUAUAAUCGUCGUAUAGGGAAAAUUAUUGAAACAAACUUGCCCGUUUUCUGUUCUAUUUUGCAAAAUUUCGACAACAAAAUUGUUUGGUUGAAGAACGAAGAAUCCUGUCGUUUACGUUUCCGCUAUUGCUAGAUCUCAAGUAAAGCAAAAAGUUAAUUAAUAUAUAUAAAUGUAAAAAACAAAAUAUAUAAAUUAGUUUUAAACUAACGAAAGAAUACUUCCAAUUUUGAACUCAAGUAUAAAGCAAAAUACAAACUGUUGGCAGUUAAUGAAGACGCGUGUGUUUUAAAACGUAUCUAUGAACAUUGUUCAGCAUAAGCCUAAAACAAUAACUUUUUUAAAUUUAAAUUACACAGACACAGACACACAAAAACACACACACCAAACAGUUGCCUAAAGUAAAAAACAAAAAUAAAACAAACGAAAACAAAAUGAAAUGAAUUAAAUAAUGAAUUAAAACUUGCGCAAAAUUUGCCAACCAGCAAAGAACUUUAAAUACAUAAUAUUAGCCGCAAACAAUAAGAGAAUAUAUACAACAAAUUCUAAAUGACCAUAGUUAAGCUUAAAUUUAGUAACACUCACAUACACACACUCACACACACAUAUACACAUAAUUAUUAAAGUAAAGUAAACUGUCGUUGUAGGGGAUGAUGAGAAGUGUGCGCCAUUUUCUAACUACAAUAACAAGAGACAAAUUACUAAAAUUAACUACUUACCCAUUUUUUAUGUUUGAUAAGUUUCCUUACGAGUUUCCUUGAAUAUUUUACCUUUUUUUUGAGAGAGAGCAUUUCACGCAACUGCAAUUGAUUGUUGCCUUCGAAAAAGAAACGGAGAAGUAAUUUUAAAACUUUAAUCAUUUUUUUCUUAAACACACACAAACACAGCAGAUAAAUUAAUUUAAUAAGAAAGUGAAUUAUGAAAAUUCUACAACGCCGCGUCUUUUUGCAUGCAAAAUUUUCGACUUUUCGCCCUGGAAAUUUCCACAUUUGGUGACUUAAAACCUUUGAACCCAAUUCAAAUUGCAAAUAUAUAAAUAUAAUUAAUUUUAACGAUUUGUUUAAUUCGAUAACUGUACUGAUUUUAUAUUGUUUUAAAUUUGUAAUUUAAUUUGUAAGUUUUUAUUGUUAAUGUGUUUUUUCUAUUGUAAACUAAAACUAAACUAAAUCUAUAACCCAAUUGGCAAAUUGUUACACAAUCCGUUCAAGUUUACCGAUUUCGAUUCGAAAAAAUUGAGUGCGAAAUUUUUUACCUAAAAUCAUGUGCCGUUAUUUAGAAAACAUUUCUUUGGAAGCCCAAAUUUUCCUGCAAGACCAACCGCCCCUCCCUUUCCCUUGACCCAAUACCUCCCAAAACCCCUAAUUGUGUUAAAUAUUGUAAUUUGUAAUUUUUGUUUUAAUUUUUCGGGAAAGCAAAAACGUUUGGCAAAAUUAGUUUUUAAUUUGAAUAUUUAGUUUUGUUUGUGCGCUUAAGUUUUCAAUAGUAUGUUAUAUAUAUUAAACUAUGAAUAUUAAUUUUUAGCAAAAUAUUUUUACGACCUAACAUAAAUCACUAAUGUUAAAUACUUAAAGAACUAAUUUGUUUAGCUGUUUAAUUGGUUUAAAAUCUUUGUGUAUUGUGAAGAGGAGCGCAAGCAAAAUUAUCUUUCAUCUAACAACAAUAACAAUACAAUACCAAUAACAAUAACAAUAAUUGUAUACGUGUGUAAAUUUCAACCUUUAACAAAAGCAACACAAUACUGAAUAUACAUAAAUAAACAGAAUUAAAGUCGAGAGGAAUCAUGAAAGAAAGAAAAGAAAGCAAGGUGGACAACAAAUUGCAAACUGCGCAUGGAAACUGAGCGAAAAAAAUGAAAAACUUUACAUGAAUUGUGAUGAUGCAAAGGCAAGAUUUAAUCAUAAUUACUAAAUCUAUAUAUACAGUAAAUAUAUAUAUCUUUCUCUAUAAAUAUAUAUAUUUGAGUAUAUAAUGUAUAUGUAGGCGUAGGAGUGUAUAAUCUAACUUUACUUUUAAACAGACUGCGUACGUAUUAAAAAUUUUUAAAAUUAAUUUGUGUAAAAUGUUUUAAGUUUUGAAAAAUUGGCAAAUAAAGAAAACAAUAAAAAUUAAUAAAUCAAAAACACGAUUGUAUUGUAAAUUGAAAUAUACACACCAUUUCGACCUAUUCCAAAUUAUUCCUAUUCCAAACCUUUUCAGCAAACUAAAUCGUUUCAUGUAUAUUUCAAGAAUCGGCUUAAUCAAGCGCGCCUGUUUAUAAAGAAAGAUGAAGGACAGUGGCAGUGGAUGCAAGGAUCUGAUACCUUUGGAAUGUUUCCAAGAUUGUUUCUUCUUGAUACACAAAAUAGGGAAAACAAAGCACUCGAUUUGAUUUGCAUGAAGACAAUAUCUGUCUGUUUCAGGCAUACUUGCACACACGUUAGGAUUAACUUGCGUAGACCAUUUUUGUUUUACUUUAAAUUUAUAGUUUGUGUGUGUUUUCUUGCUCUUUUAAUUACAUAUACCUAUAACCAAUUAUACUUGAUUGAUUUGAUUUUAAACCCCUUUUAUAAACUACCAAUUGAUAUACAACAUCACAAAACAUUUGAAAGGGAAAACAUUUGAAAGGGUAUGAAAGGGAUUCAUAAACCGUGAACGUAACGUCGCCAAUUAUUACGAGAUAAAAACAAAUGGAAAUUAAAUAAUAAAAAUAAACAAUCAGAGUUCAUCGUAGAGGAAGGCCGAAUGUGAGAAAAAUGGGAGAACAACUUUUACGUCUUAAUAAACAAUUAUUGUUAACGAAGAAAAUAAAUGAAAAGAAGCAUAUUGUACUAAAAUA
Drosophila sechellia is the source of this 8582-nucleotide messenger RNA. RefSeq names its product synaptotagmin binding cytoplasmic RNA interacting protein (gene Syp). NCBI's taxonomy places the organism in Eukaryota, Metazoa, Arthropoda, Insecta, Diptera, Drosophilidae. Gene Ontology annotation, molecular function: RNA binding. The coding region runs from base 1924 to 4083 and encodes 719 amino acids. The transcript has 13 exons. The record is from RefSeq and is a predicted model, not a curated record.